Nematolebias whitei (Rio pearlfish) is the source of this 1644-nucleotide messenger RNA. Its product is annotated as E3 ubiquitin-protein ligase TRIM39-like. The record is from RefSeq and is a predicted model, not a curated record. Gene Ontology annotation, molecular function: zinc ion binding; protein binding; ubiquitin-protein transferase activity. Lineage: Eukaryota; Metazoa; Chordata; Actinopteri; Cyprinodontiformes; Rivulidae. The coding region runs from base 1 to 1644 and encodes 547 amino acids. Gene Ontology annotation, biological process: protein ubiquitination. The transcript has a single exon.
AUGGCCACUGUUGCCACCAUCCUAUCGAAGGAGCAGCUUCUUUGCCCCAUCUGUUUGGACGUGUUCAACCAGCCUGUCUCAACUCCUUGCGGGCACAAUUUCUGCAGGGACUGCAUUCAGAGAUACUGGCAGAGUGCCAGUCUGCCACAAUGCCCCAUGUGUAAACAGAAGUUGUACAAGAGGCCUGACCUUAAAGUUAACACCUUCAUAUCUGAGGUAGCCUCUCAGUUUAAGAAGUUCUCGGAUGAGAAAUACGACACCAUGGACCAGCCACUAUGCCAUAAAGGUGAAGUGUCAUGUGAUGUGUGCGUUGGAAAAAAGGUGACAGCUUUUAAAUCUUGUCUGGAUUGUCUGGCUUCAUUCUGCAAAACUCAUCUGGAGCCCCAUCUUGUUCUUGCCACGCUCAAGAACCACAGACUGGUUGUCGCCACGAUGAGCAUGCAGGACAGAGUCUGCAAGAAGCAUGAGAGUCUUCUGGAGCUGUUUUGUCACACUGAUCAGAUGUUCGUGUGCCAAGUCUGCAUCCAGAAAGACCACAAGGCCCACCUCACUGUUCACAUAGAGAAUGAAAGCAAUAAAAGGAGAGCUCAGAUUGGAAACUUAAAUGCAGAAGUGCAAGGAAUGAUCCACGACCUUAUGCAGAAAAUCUGUGAGAUCAAACAGCACAUUCAGCUUAGCAAGAGAAACACGGAAAACGAGCUUGAGGAGAGUUUACAGAUCUUCGACAAACUGCUCCAAGUUGUCCAGAGAGGUCAAGCCGAGGCAGCUGAGAUGAUCAAAGCAAGGCAGAGGCAAGUAGAAAGCAGAGACGGUGAGAUUAUAAUGGAGCUGGAGCAAGAGAUCGAUCAGCUGAGGCACAUAAACACUGAACUGGAUCUGCUUUCAAGCACCAGCGAUGAUCUUUACCUUCUUCAGAGAUUUCCAGCUUUUUCCACGACGCCAGCCGUCACUGACUGGUGCCGAACUUGGGGACAAAGUGUAGAAUAUGUGGGAACGAUGAGGAGGGCGGUCAGGAGAGUUGCAUGUCAGGUUGAGGAAAUGGUAAAGGUUGAGGUGAAGAGGCUCUGCGAGUCUGAAUUCAAGCGGGCAAAGUCCUGUGCCGUGGACGUGACUUUGGAUGAUGACACAGCUCAUCCCAAACUGGUGCUGUCUGAAAACAAAAAGCAGGUCCAUCAUGGAGACGUGGCUGCUAGCUGCCUUGACACCCCAAAGAGAUUUUACCCGUGUGUGAGUGUUUUGGCAAAGGAAGGUUUUUCCUUUGGAAGAUUUUACUAUGAAGUCCAGGUGAAAGGGAAGACAGAGUGGGACACUGGAGUAGCACUUGAAUCUGUCAACAGAAAAGGAGGGAAUAUAUUGAACCCUGAGAGAGGCUAUUGGACCCUGGGGAUGAGGAAGGGCAUGAGCUACUGGGCACUCAACAGUACCCCUGUCUGCGUACCACUGGUAGAAAAGCUCCAGAAAGUCGGGGUGUAUGUGGAUGUAGAGGGUGGGCAAGUGUCCUUUUACAACACAGAUACCCAUUCUCAUAUCUACACAUUCAUUGGAUACACUUUCAGUGAAAGACUUUUUCCGUACUUCAACCCACGGAGAAAUCAUGGCGGGGUCAACUCGGCCCCUCUUGUCAUCUUGCAUGUGAACAUCUAA